This is a messenger RNA of Carcharodon carcharias (great white shark), 3784 nucleotides long. RefSeq names its product RAB41, member RAS oncogene family (gene rab41). NCBI's taxonomy places the organism in Eukaryota, Metazoa, Chordata, Chondrichthyes, Lamniformes, Lamnidae. The transcript has 8 exons. The record is from RefSeq and is a predicted model, not a curated record. Bases 88 to 717 code for a protein of 209 amino acids. Gene Ontology annotation, molecular function: GTP binding; GTPase activity.
GUGACGCACUUGUUGCUGCGGUGACGGGCUUGUCUUGCUGAUCGGACGGUUUCGCUCCCAUUCCCUUUCGCUUUUAGCACCAUCAUUAUGUCCGGCGGAGGCGGAGAGUUCGGAAAUCCCUUGCGCAAGUUUAAGCUCGUCUUCCUGGGCGAACAGAGCGUUGGAAAGACCUCUCUGAUAACCAGGUUUAUGUAUGACAGUUUCGACAACACUUACCAGGCAACAAUUGGAAUUGAUUUCCUGUCGAAAACAAUGUAUUUGGAAGAUCGGACGAUCAGACUCCAGCUGUGGGACACCGCAGGCCAGGAGCGAUUCCGCAGCCUCAUUCCCAGCUACAUCCGUGACUCGGCUGCUGCUGUUGUAGUGUUUGAUAUUACAAAUUUGAACUCUUUCCAACAGACUUCAAAAUGGAUUGAUGAUGUACGGACAGAAAGAGGAAGUGAUGUCAUCAUUAUGCUGGUUGGGAAUAAAACUGAUCUGGCUGACAAAAGGCAGGUUUCAAUGGAGGAGGGAGAGAGGAAAGCCAGGGAACUGAAUGUAAUGUAUAUUGAAACCAGCGCUAAAGCAGGAUAUAAUGUCAAGCAGCUUUUCCGACGUGUGGCAGCUGCUCUGCCUGGUAUGGACAAUGCACCUGAAAAGAGUAAAGAAGACAUGAUUGAUAUCAAGCUGGAAAAACCACCAGAACCACCAAUCAACGAGGGUGGCUGCUCCUGCUAAUACUGGCACAAUCAAACUGUUCCCUAUUGGCCAGCAUCACCAAUUGCAUUACAGUCAUUGACUAGCCACCUUGCAACUUCUUGGUGGUUUGCUGGCUUGGUAAUGUGUGAACGUGCUGCUGUAAUCACACCAGGAGCUUCUUCAUUCAGAAAAUUCAAUUUCAUUUCCUUCAGCUGCAUGGUUUAUUUAAGAUCAGAGAGCAAGUUUGAUUUAAUUAUGUUAUGUAUUGCACUCUAACACUGAGCGAUGCAGUCCUCUACAUUGUACAGAAAUGUGUGCACGAUGUAAAAUGUUUGUGUGAAUAUGCAAAGAUGUUGCUGUAUCAGGUUUUCAAAAAAAGGAAAAAUUGUCUAUUAUGAGGUGUAUGAGCUGAGGUGCUGAUGCUGCUUUGACCAGAGUGACUUUUUAUGGUGGAAAGGAGAGGAAGCACCAAUAUAUCCAGUGAGACUCCUGAUAUCUCUGAGUAAUGUCUUAAUGUGUUGCCUUGGGUGAUCUUUGAUGAGGUGAAGCAACCUUCUUGCUACUAUGUGGUGCUAGAACAGAAUUGAUUUUCUACUAUUGAAAGCCAGUAAAGCUGCAUUUCUUUUGCUAUCUCUGGAUGUGUGUCUCAGCUCAUGUGCACAACCGCGUGGAGUUCAAUUGAAAGAGAGCAAGUGCAGUGGCAUAAUAUCUGUUUAUUUAAAAUUGGAAGUCAGUUGAUUAUCAUUGGGGAAAGCAUCUGAAUAUUUUCUUCUGCGUAGUCCCUCAGAGCCUCCUUUGCAAGUAGAUGGUGAUUAUGGCAUUGCACAAAUAGACAGCAUCCAACUUCAGUACCCAUGAAAUAAUUCAAUCAUGCUUUGUAAUUUAAAUUGUGGUGCAGGAUGUGAUGGCUGAUAAGUACAGUGUGAUGUUUUGAUGGUUGCUGUUUACUGAAUCUAUUUGGCCAAUAUCCUAGUGAAGAGUAGCCCUUUCAAAUGGUCCCCGCAGGUUUCAGGUUCAACAUGAAUUGGUGCUUUUACAUUCUGUGUUUUUCUAAGUUAUUCUAACUGUAAAAUGCUGUCCCUUUUCAGAUUGUCACGAGAAAAGUAAUAGUCAUUUUCUGGAAACUCUUAAUAAACAGCACUAAAUUCCUAGAAAUACCUUUUGGUUUGGCCCACUGUGGAGAGGUACAUUAGAAUUUUAUUCAUGGGUCAGGGUGUCCAUGUAACCGGAAAAUGCUUGAUGGCAAUUUUGUACAUUUAGCCACAUUGCUUAAUGUUUCAGACUAAGUUGAGUGUUUCUGAAUAAUUUUGCUAUAGUUCAAAGGAAGUUGCAGUCCCAGAACUCUUGACUAAACCGAGUUUGUGUUAGUAGUAGUUACAGCUUAUUGCACCAGACUCCUUCGUGAGCGAGCAGUUUACGGAAACUGUCCUGCAGGUGAGCCACAGUUAAUUAGUUUUCAAAGUCUCUGGGUAUUGUGCAGCUCUGUACAGUGUUUGUACUUGCGAUAACAAAAAGGCUGCAAAGUGUAACUGGUGCUUUGGAUUUAGUAGGGGUUGAAGCUUGUUGUUGUUGCUGCACGAGCACCUGAAAUCUCUGUCCAUUAGCGAGCUCAAUUCCAUCAUUAGCAAACUCAAUUCACAGCAUCAUAUUUAUGCGAAUCCUUUGUUUUAAUGGAAUACAUAAAAUCUUAAAUGAAUUUGUUGGGAACAGCUUUUUGGUGUAUGUACAAUUUUGAACUGACAUCUUAAACCACAAUUAUUGGCUAUAAAAUUGCUGUAAAUUUUGAUGUGACCUUAUCCUGCUAGAUUAAAAUGUUCAUGUGAUGUUGUGCAUAAUUACAUAAGCACAUUGAUUUGCUGUGUUACUACUGAUUUGUAAAGCUUAAGGUAGCAUUUUUGUACCAGAGACGUACCCAGAAAUGCAGAUUAAGCAUUCUCUGGGCAAUGUUGUUUGUGUUCAUUUAAACAGCUGUUUAGUGUGAAACUUCAACCAAAUGGGGAGGUAUUAAAAUAAACGUGAUGGUUGGUGCUAACUCAUCAGCAGACUUAAAAUUAACUCUUUAUAUCCAGCAGUAUACUUUUUUGUAUCAAUAAUUUGAGUAUGUGCUAUUGCUGUAUCUUUUUGGAAGAGCCUAUUAUAUUUAAUGGAACUGAUGAUUAAUGCAGGGUUAUUUGAUUCCAAAACACAUCGUAUUUUUUCCCAUUUGGGAUUUGACUAGAAUGGGAAAAACUGAGCAUAAAUAGCUGGUCUGUACGUUUCUAGAAGAAGUGAUGUGCUGUGUUCAGACAUUCUGACUAGGUCCUCUGAGAAACAACAGCAAUCACAAUAAAUCAAGCAGGAAUUCACUGUGGCUCACUUGAAACAUGCCCUGCAUUUCUAAUCACACUUUUAAAAUAAACAAUUUACCUUUGUUCAGAAGGAUAGCAACAUGAGUGAGGGGGUCAAGUUUGUUGCUUAGUGAAAUACUUCAUUUGAACUUGCCAUGUCUAAUCAGCUUCAUUUGAGGAUGUGUGUGUGCAAGGUUGAAGUUGUAACUGAUAACCAAGUGUGGCUUUCCUGUUUGUGAUUACAAUAAUUAUUGGUAUUUUAAUGCAGCCUGUGGAGGCCAGUAAUGAAGGAUACUCUCUUGAAUAAUUCAAAAACAGUCUAUUACAAUGGAAAUAUUUGCAGACAAGUGCUGGGGCCUCCUCCAUCAGUGGUGUGUUUUUUUUUUUGAAUAUUUUAAAAAAGUUGUCUUUUUGUUGUAAAUACUUGACAGUUGUAAUGUUCUCAUGUCUGUGUAUGCAUUUAUUAGAUUAACAUCUUUGGAAAGGCAGUAAGACACUAAUCCACUUGCCUAUACUGAAGUUUAUACCCUUUAUCAACUUAGAUUAGUUCAGCCUGUGUACCUGUGUCUAAAGUCUUUUGCAAAGAUAAAUAUCCUGUCACCCAAACCGUUCACUAACACAUUAAUUAUUUAAUAAAGAAAAUAUUUGUCUUCAUGUUUCCAUCACUAAAAUGGUCUCAUUACAGCUAGUUAUUAGAAUAUUUGUGUUAAGGUACCACCUCCUGUUGUAAAGUCACUUCCUUGUAUUACACACAAUAAAAUGAGCCAUUUCACCACUUA